Molecule: messenger RNA, 1725 nt
Organism: Hevea brasiliensis (rubber tree)
Lineage: Eukaryota; Viridiplantae; Streptophyta; Magnoliopsida; Malpighiales; Euphorbiaceae
Product: IAA-amino acid hydrolase ILR1-like 2
Exons: 4
Coding region: 107-1426 (439 amino acids)
Biological process (GO): auxin metabolic process
Cellular component (GO): endoplasmic reticulum
Molecular function (GO): IAA-Ala conjugate hydrolase activity
Source: RefSeq, a predicted model, not a curated record
UUAGAAGAUGGAUAGGCGUAUAUAAAUAUCGAGUGGAUCGGCGGAUGGACGCAUGGGCAUUCAUAAAAUUAAUCCAACCAACGACUUUGAACUUUGAACAAGCCAUAUGGCCCCUUUCUUCUUUCGCUUUCUCCUAAUCUCCAUAGCCAUACGCUUUUCGUUUUCUUUCCAUUCUCCGAAUGAUAACUCCUUGAAUUCUCUUAAAUAUGCUUCCAUUAAAGACCGGAUUUUUGAGCUUGCUAAUGAUCAAGACACAUUGAAUUGGAUGAAGAAUAUCAGGAGAAAAAUUCACCAGAACCCUGAACUUGCAUUUCAAGAAUUCGAGACCAGUAAGCUUAUUCGGCAAGAACUUGAUCAGCUUGGUAUUUCCUAUCAAUGGCCCGUCGCAAGAACCGGUGUCGUGGCUGCAAUUGGGUCUGGUUUGCCCCCUUUUGUCGCUUUGAGAGCUGAUAUGGAUGCUUUGCCUAUUCAGGAAUUGACUGAAUGGGAGUACAAGAGCAAAGUAGAUGGGAAAAUGCAUGCCUGUGGUCAUGAUGGGCAUGUUGCGAUGCUUCUUGGUGCUGCAAAGAUCCUGCAAGAACUGAGACAUGUGUUGCAGGGAACUGUUAUACUUGUAUUUCAACCAGCGGAGGAACAAGGGCAAGGUGCAAAAGGCAUGAUUGAAGAAGGGGUGCUUGAUAAUGUGGAGGCCAUUUUUGGGUUGCACUUGGCUCAAAGGUAUCCCACCGGAGUUGUUGCUUCUCGGCCUGAAGAAUUCCUUGCUGGCUGUGGGAGCUUCAAAGCAAAGAUAAGUGGCAAAGGGGGUCACGCAGCCAAUCCUCAGCAAUCUAUUGAUCCAAUCUUGGCGGCUUCAGCUUCAGUAAUUAGCUUGCAACAAAUAGUUUCAAGGGAGACAGAUCCUCUAGAUUCUCAGGUGGUUUCUGUGGCCACGAUCCAUGGAGGAUCUGCAUUUAAUGUGAUACCGGACUCAGCCACAAUAGGCGGAACUUUCAGGGCUUUCAGCAAGAAGAAUUUCCAUGCACUGAAAGAAAGAAUAGAAGAGGUAAUUAAAGGGCAAGCAGCUGUGCAUAGGUGCUCUUCUGAGAUUGAUUUCACUGGAAAUGAAAACCCCACAAUUCCUCCAACCAUAAACGAUGCUAAAAUCUAUGAACAUGCACGGCGUGUUUCAAUUGAACAAGUAGGAGAAGAGAACACUCAACUAGCACCUACCUUCAUGGGGAGCGAAGAUUUUGCUUUCUACCAGGAAAAAGUACCUGGAUCCUUCUGGCUUUUAGGCAUAAGAAAUGAGAAACUUGGAUGCAUACACCCUCCACAUAGCCCUUAUUUUACCGUGGAUGAGGAUGUGUUUCCCAUUGGAGCAGCCAUACAUGCAGCCUUUGCGUAUUCUUACCUUUCAAAUUCAACAACAAAUUUGAGUUCCUUCUGAUUACGAAUCAAGGUUACAAAUUUUGAUUUAUUGUUGCUAAAUUAUUUUAGAUUUUGAUUGCUGUAAUCUGUUUAGAAGACGCACAAUUCAUUUAUCUUCAUGUGGGGUUGGGGGUGGUGGUGGGGGGAAGGGUCUUUACAUUUUACAGACUUUGUAGAUAUAUAAUUGGGGAAACAAAGUUAGAGCAAAGAAAAAUUACUUUAUUGUUCAACCUUUUUGUGUCACUUUUUUACCUCUUGCAUUGAAGGUAAAUGAAAAAUUGUCAAUUUAAUUCAAGAGAAUGCUAUUAUUUUUUUCUC